This is a messenger RNA of Rotaria sp. Silwood2, 351 nucleotides long. NCBI's taxonomy places the organism in Eukaryota, Metazoa, Rotifera, Eurotatoria, Philodinida, Philodinidae. The record is from the annotation of a GenBank genome assembly.
AUGAAAACAUUGGAUAUUAAAAGGAAAUGUCUUCCUGAUGGACAUCCUUGUUUGGGAAAUACAUACAAUAAUCUUGGUAAUGUGUAUUAUUACCUUCGUGAAUAUGAUAAAGCACUAAAUAACUAUCAAUUAACAUGCGAAAUUUUUAAAAAAUCUCUUACAUCUCGACAUCCUUCAAUCGCAAGAGCACUAAGAAGUAUAGGUAUUGCUUAUGAAGCUAAAGAACAAUAUACGAAAGCUAAAGCAUAUUAUGAAGAAGCAUUUCGCAUUCGUCAUGCUAUUUUUUCUUCAUCACAUUCAGAUUUAAUUGAAAUUAACAAAGAUAUUAAGCGUGUAUCAUUAAAUAUAUAA